AUGACUGUUGUUGAGUCGUUGAAGAGUGCGGUAGGCUUUGGCGAGGGUACCGGUGCCACCGGACAACAGAUGAGCGAUGCCCGUCUGCCGAUUCAAUACAGAGACUCCUGCGCAGGUCUUCUCAUCCCGCUGAACAAGUGCCGAAGAGAGGAGUACUACCUGCCAUGGAAGUGCGAGACUGAGAGACACAGCUACGAAAAGUGCCAAUACGAAGAGUUCAAGAAGCGUGUCGCCAAGAUGGACGAGCUCCGAGCCGCAAAGGACGGUGCCCGCAGCAACUAA
Molecule: messenger RNA, 282 nt
Organism: Penicilliopsis zonata CBS 506.65
Lineage: Eukaryota; Fungi; Ascomycota; Eurotiomycetes; Eurotiales; Aspergillaceae
Exons: 3
Coding region: 1-282 (93 amino acids)
Cellular component (GO): mitochondrion
Source: RefSeq, a predicted model, not a curated record